AUGCUUCNAAAUUUCAGUGAAAGUGCGGCCCCAUCAACACGUCGGAUAUCUCCGUCACGUCGUGACAGAACUUCUCGACUGCAUCCACAAGACACAUCUCGCGUACCAUCCAUUCAGAGCACUUCUUAUCCAUCCAGUUAUCACCAUUACUCACGCGAGACCACCUUUGGCGUAGAAGAAGACGGUACUUGGAAGCCCGUUCACAAUAUGUUCAUUAACGGCAAUGUUCAGGCGUGCACAUCUGCAUCGGUUCAUCAUCCGAUCCCGAACGGUCAUUUAACGACGAACGGUUAUCGCAAAUCAACGAAUACAGCAAACCUUUUGAACGGUUCCUCUUCACCUUCGAACACUCUGAAUGGCUUCGUCGUCAAUGGAAAUCCUAUCAAUCGGUUCGUGCCGAACGGUAAUAUUGGUGGUACUUCGCCCCUUCGAGGCCAUUCGCCUCGAGAUAUCACUUCUAAUGGCAAACUUCAAAUCAGCAACUCCCCUCGCUCAUCGGUUGCCAGCCAUUCGUCGGUAGGUUCAACGAAAAAUGUUCAAAACGGUAGCUGUGCAAGUCCUCCAAGAACCAAACAACACUCGCCAAGACAGUCACCACCAAUUAGUGAAGACGGCUUAGUGGUAGUUAGAAUGAAGCCGGAUUCACAAGGUCGAUUCGGUUUUAAUGUGAAGGGCGGUGCUGAUCAGAAUUAUCCAAUUAUUGUGAGUCGAGUUGCGAAUGGUAGCGCUGCAGACAGAUGUAAUCCACGGCUGAACGAAGGCGAUCAGGUACUUAUGAUUAACGGUGUUGAUGUGACGUCAAUGGCUCACGAUCAAGUCGUUCGUUUCAUUCGUUCAGUACGAGAAACAAUCAAAGCUGAACUCGUCCUUACCAUUCGACCUAACGUUUAUCGAUGUGGUGAUGAAAUUGAAGAACCCGAUGUGAUUUGUGUUCCUGAAACGCCACACGUAUCAUCUUCAGUUCCGCGAUCCGAUCUUCUCUCACAAUCCUUGUUACUUCUUAAAGAGUCACUUGUAUCGGGAAAAGUUAUCUCACAAUUUGAUGUUCGACUGCAGUUGAACGCAUCGUAUUCGUUGCACAUCACUUAG
Messenger RNA from Anisakis simplex (herring worm), 1089 nucleotides. Lineage: Eukaryota; Metazoa; Nematoda; Chromadorea; Rhabditida; Anisakidae. The record is from the annotation of a GenBank genome assembly.